This is a messenger RNA of Lolium rigidum, 1884 nucleotides long. RefSeq lists its product as uncharacterized. The record is from RefSeq and is a predicted model, not a curated record. Bases 1 to 1665 code for a protein of 554 amino acids. Lineage: Eukaryota; Viridiplantae; Streptophyta; Magnoliopsida; Poales; Poaceae. Gene Ontology annotation, molecular function: protein binding. The transcript is spliced from 4 exons.
AUGGACGAGGGGGGAGCACCCAAUGACUCCCGCCUCAAGCUAGGUCCAGGCGGCGCCAGAGUUGACCUCAUCGGCACCCUCCCGGACUCUCUGCUUCUCGAGAUCCUCGAACGUCUCGGCUGCGACGCCGCCGCCGCCGCGCGCACGAGCAUCCUCUCCCGCCGCUGGCGCUACCUCUGGGCCCGCCGCCUCAAGGUCACCUUCGCCCUCCCCGACGUCCCAUACGGAGGACCCGACCUCAUCAGCGCCCUGCCAGACGAUCUGUUUCUCCAGAUCCUCGGCCGCCUCGGCUCCGUCCGCGCCGCCGCUCCCGCGAUCUGCGUCUCGCGCCGGUGGCGCGACCUCUGGACGCGCCUCCCCAAGGUCACCGUCGCCCUCCACGACGUCCCGUUCGGCUCGCUCGAGGCCGUGCUCGGCCGCGCUACAGCUCGUCUCUGGGCGUGCCACUACCUCCUCGACAUCCGCGUCCCUGUGCAAGUCGACAGGGUCUACGCCGGCAGCCUCCACUCGCUGCUCCUAGCCGCCGCGGCGCUCUCGCCUCUGGAGCUGCGCUUCACCCUCCCGCGUGACCUCACCGUCUCCGCCACCAACGUCAGCCUGCCCUGCUUCCAGCGCGCCACCUACAUAGAGCUGCACGCGCGAGACCUCCGCUUGUCCCCGAAACAUAUCGGUGGCCUCUGUUUCCACUCGCUGGAGAGUCUCUCCCUUUCGGGAUGCCACAUUAACCUCGAAACCUUCAUCCCUAGGCUAGGGCGCCUGCGCCGUCUUAGCUUGAGCAUCAUCAAUUUGGUAGGCAUGGACAACAUCACCAUCCACUCAUCGUCGCUGGAGGAACUCAUCGUGGACCACAAGAACAGAUGGACAUGCCUUACAAGUAUCAGCGUCAAGGCGCCCGUGCUUAAACAAUUGACAAUGUCCUUCCAUGCCGGAAGCGACGUCGCGGUGUCCAUCUUGGCACCAAUGAUGGAGAAGGUCUCAUGGCGGUGCUUGUAUACCAGUUUCAUUUACGGUCUUGGUCUUUGGGGAAUCUCGGAGGUGGGUUUAAAGACGGCAGAGAGACAUGAGCAGACCGACUCCCAGGAGGAGGAAGACGCUUCUUUGCAGCUCCCAAGCGUCCAUGUCCUGUCCCUGCACAUGUGUGCCCAAGAUUUGCUUAGUUUUCCAAAUGCAGACCUCAGCUUGGUUGCAGAGAUAGAUAAACAUAUGGUUACCGACUUCUCUAGUUUGGACCUACAUCUCAGAGCAAAGGGGCAUGUGUUUGGAGCAGUUGUGUUACAUCUCCUUGGGUUGAAUCGAAUUCAUACAGCUAUACAGAACCUUAAGAUCGUGCUACUAGGAUCAGAGGUGAAAAAUGCAUGCCCAGUUGAUUGUCUUUGUGAUGAGCCUAGUGACUGGAGAACACGAUCAAUCUUCUUGGCUGGUCUUGAAAAGGUGGAAAUUGAAGGUGUCGUAGGGGAGGAUCAUGAGCUUGAUUUCCUGAAAGUGAUAUUCAGAUGCGCACCCAUGCUUAGAAGAGUGGCCCUGGGGCUGUCAGAUGAGGCCACACCAAAUGAUGAUUGGUGCACGAAAAUAAAUGACAUCGGCAAGGCGUAUCCUGCUGUGAAAUACACCGUUGAUCUUGUUACGGGGUCAACAUUAGGCAGCCAAAGUUGUGCGUCAACAUGAUUCUCAUCCCCACAUCUGAUCAUUCAGGGUGCUUAUCACGAAUCAUCCGACCAACUCCUAUCUGUUUUCAGAAUUUUGCUCUGUGGCUUCAAUCCAUAAACCUCUGUUAUUUUCUUAGUGUAAUGGAGCUACAGGCUGGAAGUCAUGCACUCUUAUGUAACUCUUGGCACUAUUGCUAUGGCCUAUGGUCUUUAUUUAUGGCACCGUCUCCUUUUGGUU